This is a messenger RNA of Lepus europaeus (European hare), 1110 nucleotides long. It is a transcript of the gene PDE6D, whose product is annotated as phosphodiesterase 6D. Lineage: Eukaryota; Metazoa; Chordata; Mammalia; Lagomorpha; Leporidae. Gene Ontology annotation, cellular component: cytoplasm. Bases 166 to 618 code for a protein of 150 amino acids. The record is from RefSeq and is a predicted model, not a curated record. The transcript has 5 exons. Gene Ontology annotation, biological process: sensory perception of light stimulus.
AGGAGCGGGAGCUGAGGGGAGGGAGAGGCCGGUCCGGGUCUGGCCGCUGCCUCUGCUUGCCCGAGGUCUCCAGGCCGGGCUGCGGCUCUGUGCUCGCUUCCUGGGCACGGUCCGCGAGGCUCCGCAGGGCAGCGUGAGAGAGCCGCGGGCGGCGGCCGCCGCAACAUGUCAGCCAAGGACGAGCGGGCCAGGGAGAUCCUGAGAGGCUUCAAACUAAAUUGGAUGAACCUCCGGGAUGCAGAGACAGGGAAGAUACUCUGGCAAGGAACUGAAGACCUGUCCGUCCCUGGGGUGGAACAUGAAGCCCGUGUUCCCAAGAAAAUCCUCAAGUGCAAAGCAGUGUCCCGAGAGCUGAACUUCUCUUCAGCAGAGCAAAUGGAAAAAUUCCGCCUGGAGCAGAAAGUUUACUUCAAAGGGCAAUGCCUAGAAGAAUGGUUCUUCGAAUUCGGCUUUGUGAUUCCCCACUCCACCAACACCUGGCAGUCGCUGAUAGAGGCAGCGCCCGAGUCCCAGAUGAUGCCAGCAAGCGUGCUAACUGGGAACGUUAUCAUAGAAACAAAGUUUUUUGACGACGAUCUUCUUGUAAGCACAUCCAGAGUGAGACUUUUCUACGUCUGAGAGAAGAAUGUGUGUGCAUUUCAAGAUUGGGGGUUAUGGGAGGGAGGAGGAAACUCCUGUUUUUUCCCUCCACACCUUUGAUUUUUGGCACUUCCACCCCUGAUUCCCUCUAUGGCAGAACCCACCUGCGGCCACCAGGGGACCAGCUCAGUGUAGGUAACCAGAUGGCUUUUUUCUCACUGACCAGACUAAUACCCAACCCCAGACCAAGGCAGGGGCCGUGCCUCGACUACUUCCCGUGCAGACACGAGGAAGGACAUACCGCGAGCAGAUGCCGUACCUGCUCCCUCCCUGCCUCCUCCUCGGGCCCUGCGGGCUGCGUGUCUUCCUUUGGCCCUUGGUUUUGGAAAACUUCAUAUUCCUGACCCACGCCUAGUUUUUUCCUAUCAUUUCUAUUUCAUACAUUCUCAUACACUUAACUUGUAAAAUAGACUGUGAUAUUAUUAUUACGGAUUGUAAUUAAAACAAAUGAAUUAAAAAAUUCCUACAGUC